AUGGAUGACCUUUAUGAUGAGUUCGGUAAUUACAUCGGAGAGGCCGAGUCGGACGAGGAGCAACAUGACCAGGUACCGGAAGCCUUCAAGUUCGAUGAAGCUUUUGAAGAUGAGGAGGAAGAUGAGAAUAUCAAUGACCAGCAAUUAAUGGAGCUUGAUGAAGGACCUUCCAACGCCGUGAUAUUGCAUGAAGACAAACAGUACUACCCUAGCGCUCAGCAAGUAUACGGUGCCGAUGUCGAGACUCUAGUCCAAGAAGAAGAUGCGCAACCUCUGUCCGAGCCGAUUAUUGCUCCCGUCCAACAGAAGAAAUUUGCGCUCGCAGAGACCGAGCUACCACCGGUUUAUUUCUCUCGAGAGUUUAUGUCUGAUCUUCUCAAUUUCCCAGAGCAAAUCAGAAACGUCGCUAUCGUGGGCCAUUUGCACCAUGGCAAGACCGCGUUCAUGGAUAUGCUGGUAAAACAGACCCAUGACCUGACAGAGCGAUUACAGAAGCGGAUAGGCAAGCGCAAGGAGGAACAGAUCCGAUACACCGACGUGCAUUUCCUAGAGCGGGAGCGUGGUCUCUCGGUCAAGGCCGCGCCAAUGAGCUUGGUUCUCCCUGGAACCAAGGGCAAAUCCCAUCUCCUCAACAUCAUUGAUACCCCCGGACACGUGAACUUUGUUGAUGAGGUAGCUGCAUCUAUUCGCUUGGCUGACGGUGUUGUCCUGAUCGUUGAUAUCGUGGAGGGCGUUCAAGCGAACACUGAGCAGAUCAUCAAGCACGCAGUCUUGGAGGGCCUUCCACUGACCCUAGUUGUCAAUAAAGUGGACCGCCUCAUUCUGGAGCUUAAGUUGCCGCCGAAUGAUGCCUAUUUCAAGUUGAAACAUGUGAUUGAAGAGGUCAAUACAGUCAUUGAGAACGUUCUACCAGGCCAAGGCGAGCAGCGUCGAGUCAGCCCGGAAAAGGGCAACGUCGCCUUUGCAUCCAGCUCAAUGAACUGGUGUUUCACUUUGCAGUCAUUCGCCCGAAUGUACGCAGACACUUAUCCCCGACUCGACUCUACCGAAUUUGCUGCUCGACUUUGGGGGGAUAUCUUCUAUAAUCCUCGCAGCCGAAAAUUCACUCGCAAGGGUGUGGAAGAGAACUCGAAGCGUUCCUUUGUCAAAUUUGUCCUGGAGCCCAUCUACAAGCUCUAUUCCCAUUCACUCAGUGAGAGUCCCGAAGAUCUCAAGCAAACGCUUGCUAGCGUGGGUGUCAGUUUAAAGCCCUCGCAAUUGAAGACUGAUGCAAAGGAGCUCCUGAACCUUGUUUGUGAGCAAUUCUUCGGUCCCCCUACUGGAUUUGUGGACAUGGUUGUCCAGCAAAUUCCUUCCCCGGUUGAUGGAGCCCAGAGAGCAUUGGAUCGAUAUUACACUGGUCCACUGGACUCAAAGGUUGCGUCAUCUAUGGCUUCUUGUGAUCAAGAUGGACCUCUAGUCAUUCACAUCACCAAGCUCUUUAGCACCACUGAUGCUACGGGUUUCUCGUCCUUUGGAAGAAUCAUGAGUGGUACCGCCAGACCAGGUCAACAGGUUCGCGUUCUCGGUGAGGGUUACACGCCCGAAGACGAGGAAGACAUGGUCAUUGCGACUAUAUCAGACACCUGGAUUGCGGAAACCGCUUACAACAUUUCCACGGAUGGUGUCCCCGCCGGUAAUUGGGUUCUGCUUGGGGGCGUAGAUAACUCCAUUGUGAAAACAGCUACUUUGGUGCCUCUCAAAUUGGAAGAUGACGAAGAGCCCUACAUCUUCCGGCCUAUUCGACACAUGACCGAGUCAGUAUUCAAGGUAGCAGUGGAACCGGUCAACCCGUCUGAACUGCCCAAGAUGCUGGACGGCCUGCGCAAAAUCAACAAAAGCUACCCCUUGAUCUCUACCAAGGUCGAGGAAUCUGGUGAACACGUGGUCUUGGGUACAGGCGAGCUAUACAUGGACUGUGUGCUUCAUGAUCUUCGACGGCUGUAUUCUGAGAUGGAGAUCAAGGUCUCCGACCCGGUCACCCGUUUCUGUGAGACGGUGGUUGAAACCUCUGCCAUGAUGUGCUACUCUAUUACCCCGAAUAAGAAGAACAAGAUCACGAUGAUCGCCGAGCCAUUGGAUGAGGGGGUUGCAGAGGAUAUCGAAAGUGGUAAAGUCAGCAUCAAGGACCCUAUCCGCAAGGUUGCCCGCUACUUUGAGGAUCACUACGACUGGGAUAAGCUCGCAGCUCGCAGCAUCUGGGCGUUUGGCCCUGACGAGAUGGGACCGAAUAUUCUCCAGGACGACACAUUACCAUCUCAGGUGGACAAGAAGCUUCUGGGGACUGUCCGGGACUCAAUCACUCAGGGAUUCAGCUGGGGUGCGAGGGAGGGUCCGUUGUGUGAAGAGCCCAUUCGAAACACCAAGUUCAAACUCACAGAUGUAUCCCUUGCUGAUCAGGCCAUCUAUCGAGGUGGUGGUCAGAUCAUCCCCACGGCUCGUCGGGCGGUAUACUCGUCAUUUUUAAUGGCAUCCCCCCGGCUCAUGGAGCCAAUCUAUUCCUGCACCAUGACAGGUCCUGCCGAUGCGGUUGCUUCGGUGUAUACCGUCCUGUCGCGCCGACGAGGCCACGUCCUGUCCGACGGUCCCAUUGCGGGAACCCCCCUCUACUCCGUGCGGGGACUCAUCCCAGUGAUUGACUCGUUCGGUUUUGAGACAGAUCUUCGCAUCCACACCCAAGGUCAGGCCAUGGUCAGUCUUGUAUUUGAUAAAUGGAGUGUGGUACCGGGUGAUCCGCUGGACCGAGAUGUCAAAUUGAAGCCAUUGGAGAUGGCCGGGGCCAUGGCUACUGCGCGAGACUUUGUUCUGAAGACAAGACGGCGCAAGGGGUUGGCAGAGGAUGUGACGGUCAGUAAGUUCUUGGAGCCGGAACUGUGGAAGGGCCUGAAGGAGAGUGGUGUUUUAGACUUAUGA
Molecule: messenger RNA, 2952 nt
Organism: Penicillium odoratum
Lineage: Eukaryota; Fungi; Ascomycota; Eurotiomycetes; Eurotiales; Aspergillaceae
Product: U5 snRNP component Snu114, putative
Exons: 4
Coding region: 1-2952 (983 amino acids)
Biological process (GO): mRNA splicing, via spliceosome
Cellular component (GO): U4/U6 x U5 tri-snRNP complex; U2-type catalytic step 2 spliceosome; cytosol
Molecular function (GO): translation elongation factor activity; GTP binding; GTPase activity
Source: RefSeq, a predicted model, not a curated record